Arabidopsis arenosa is the source of this 3483-nucleotide messenger RNA. The record is from the annotation of a GenBank genome assembly. NCBI's taxonomy places the organism in Eukaryota, Viridiplantae, Streptophyta, Magnoliopsida, Brassicales, Brassicaceae.
CGAAACAAAACUAAUUCCUCUCUGCAAUAAAAAUCUUUCCUUUCUCCACUCUAAUGGCCGCAACGGUCAUUUUCUUCCUUCACUUCGCCGCCGUCUUCUUCUCCAGAUUCCACCACACCUCCGCCGUCUCAUCAGAGAUUCCAGCACUCACAUCUUUCAAACUCUCUCUCCACGACCCUUUAGGCGCUCUCGAAUCAUGGAAUCAAUCAUCUCCAUCAGCUCCAUGCGACUGGCACGGCGUUUCUUGCUUCUCCGGCCGUGUUCGAGAGCUUCGUCUUCCUCGUCUCCGCCUCACCGGUCACCUCAGUCCUCGACUCGGUGAGUUGACUCAGCUCCGUAAACUCAGUCUUCACACCAACGACAUAAACGGCGCCGUUCCUUCUUCUCUCUCUCGUUGUGUCUUCCUUAGAGCUCUUUAUCUUCACUACAACUCCUUUUCUGGCGAUUUUCCACCGGAGAUACUGAAUCUAAGGAAUCUCCAAGUGCUCAACGUUGCUCAUAACUCACUCACCGGGAAUAUCUCCGACGUUAAAGUCUCAAAGAGUCUCCGUUACGUCGAUUUAUCUUCUAAUGCAUUAUCCGGUGAGAUUCCGGCGAAUUUCUCGGCGGAUUCAUCUCUCCAGCUCAUCAACCUCUCGUUCAAACCGUUUUUCCGCGUAACCGGAAAUUCACUCACCGGUCUAAUUCCGGCGACUUUCGGGAAGAUUCGAAGCCUCCAAGUGAUUUCAUUAUCGGAAAAUUCACUUACCGGUACAGUUCCGGCGAGUCUUGUAUGUGGCUCUUCAGGUUACAAUUCCUCCAUGCGAAUCAUUCAAUUGGGAGUUAAUAACUUCACGGGAAUAGCUAAGCCGUCGUCAAACGCAGCUUGCGUGAACCCUAAUUUGGAGAUUCUCGACAUUCACGAGAAUCGCAUUAAUGGCGAUUUUCCCGCGUGGUUGACUGAUUUGACCUCUUUAGUGGUUUUGGAUAUAUCUGGAAACGGUUUCUCCGGCGGUUUUCCGGAUAAAGUUGGGAACUUUGCGGCGCUUCAGGAGCUGAGAGUGGCAAACAAUUCACUCGUUGGUGAAAUUCCGACGAGUAUCGGAGAUUGUAGAUCGUUACGAGUCGUUGAUUUCGAAGGAAACAAGUUCUCGGGUCAGAUUCCGGGUUUUCUAAGUCAGUUACGGAGCCUGACAAUGAUAUCUCUUGGAAGAAACGGGUUCUCGGGUCGGAUUCCGUCGGAUCUUCUCAGCUUACACGGACUUGAAACAUUGAAUCUCAAUGAAAAUCAUCUCACCGGAACUAUACCGUCGGAGAUAACGAAGCUAGCUAAUCUCAGCAUCCUUAAUCUCAGUUUCAACAGAUUCUCCGGCGAAAUUCCUUCCAAUGUGGGUGAUCUAAAGAGCUUGAGUGUUCUAAACAUAAGUGGAUGCGGGUUAACGGGUCAGAUUCCGGUUAGCGUUGGUGGAUUAAUGAAGCUUCAGGUUUUGGAUUUAAGUAAACAGAGAAUCUCCGGUGAAUUACCUGUCGAACUCUUUGGCUUGCCCGAUCUUCAAGUGGUUGCUCUUGGAAACAAUGCACUUGACGGCGUUGUACCGGAAGGUUUCAGCAGCUUGGUUAGUCUUCGGUUCUUAAAUCUCAGUUCAAACUUAUUCUUCGGACAUAUCCCAAAGAACUAUGGAUUUCUCAAGUCAUUGCAAGUGCUUUCGUUGUCUCAUAAUCGAAUCUCCGGUUCAAUCCCGCCGGAGAUUGGGAAUUGCUCUAGUCUUGAGGUUCUUGAGCUCAGUUCAAACCGGUUAACGGGUCACAUUCCGGUUUACGUUUCCAAGUUGUCUCGUUUGAGGAAACUUGAUUUGGGUCACAACAGUUUAACAGGGAGUAUUCCGGAUCAGAUUUCUAAGGAUUCGUCUCUAGAAUCUCUCCUGCUUAAUUCCAAUUCUCUAUCGGAUCGAAUACCGGAUUCUUUAUCAAGAUUGGUGAAUCUAACAUUGUUGGAUCUUUCGUCGAACAGUUUGAAUUCCACUAUACCAUCAAGUCUCUCUCGGCUUCAUUCCUUGAACUACCUCAAUUUAUCAAGAAACAGUUUGGAAGGAGAGAUUCCAGAAGUUCUAGCUGCGCGUUUCACUAACCCGUCUGUCUUUGUCAAGAACCCGGGACUCUGCGGUAAACCUCUUGGUAUAGAAUGUCCAAACGUUCGGCGGAGAAGAAGAAGAAAAUUAAUUAUACUAGUGACACUAGCAGUCGUUGGAGCUUUGUUGCUGUUACUCUGUUGUUGUGGUUAUGUGUUCAGUUUAUGGAGAUGGCGGCACAAACUAAGAUUGGGUUUGAGUCGGGACAAGAAAGGGACCCCGUCACGAACAUCCCGAGCGAGUUCUGGUGGGACAAGAGGAGAAGACAACAAUGGUGGGCCUAAACUUGUGAUGUUCAACAACAAGAUCACAUUAGCCGAAACCUUAGAAGCUACAAGACAAUUCGACGAAGAGAACGUAUUGAGUCGAGGAAGGUACGGGUUGGUCUUCAAGGCGACGUUUAGAGAUGGGAUGGUUCUAUCGGUUCGUAGACUCAUGGAUGGUGCUUCGAUAACGGAUGCAACGUUCCGUAACCAAGCCGAGGCUUUAGGUAGAGUGAAGCACAAGAACAUCACGGUCUUGAGAGGUUAUUACUGCGGACCGCCCGAUUUAAGACUUUUAGUUUACGACUACAUGCCCAACGGAAACCUCUCAACGCUUUUGCAAGAAGCAUCUCACCAAGACGGACACGUCUUGAACUGGCCGAUGCGUCAUCUCAUCGCCCUCGGAAUCGCUAGGGGACUCUCCUUUUUGCAUUCUUUAACAAUCAUUCACGGGGAUCUUAAACCGCAAAACGUUCUCUUCGACGCUGACUUUGAAGCGCAUUUGUCAGAAUUCGGGUUAGAUAGAUUGACGGCGUUGACUCCAGCUGAAGAACCGUCUACCUCAUCCACUCCCGUCGGGUCUUUAGGCUACAUUGCACCCGAAGCAGCAUUAACGGGUGAACCAAGUAAAGAGAGCGACGUGUACAGCUUCGGGAUCGUGUUAUUAGAGAUCUUAACAGGGAAAAAGGCAGUGAUGUUUACAGAGGAUGAAGAUAUAGUGAAAUGGGUGAAGAGACAGUUACAAAAAGGUCAAAUCGUUGAGUUGCUUGAACCGGGUUUGUUGGAGCUUGAUCCGGAAAGUUCAGAGUGGGAAGAGUUCUUGUUAGGGAUUAAAGUUGGGUUGUUGUGUACCGGAGGAGACGUCGUUGAUCGGCCGUCUAUGGCUGACGUUGUUUUCAUGCUCGAAGGUUGUAGAGUCGGUCCGGCGAUUUCCUUGUCCGCCGAUCCUACUUCACCUACUUCCCCAGCCGCCACGGCCGCUUCUUGAAAUUGUUUUAUCUUUUCACAAUCAUUUUAUUUCUUUUUCCUUUUUUUUCCUUUGUGGAUAAUUUAUUUUGACUUCAUUGCGUUGUAUCUUGUCACGGGUACGACAAUCAAAUUUUAAGUUGUCA